This is a messenger RNA of Triticum urartu, 3750 nucleotides long. The record is from RefSeq and is a predicted model, not a curated record. Lineage: Eukaryota; Viridiplantae; Streptophyta; Magnoliopsida; Poales; Poaceae.
CAAAAAAGAGACCUUUCUCGCUCGACGCCACACUAUGCUCCGCUUCAACAAAUGAGAGUUUUCGGUGGAACCGGUGAACCACGCGAGCUGGUUAGAUGCGUGGGGCAGAGGGCUCGUAGUACCUGAUAGCGCAGCUAUGCAGUGGAAGGGAAGGAGCCUAAAUCGACCCCCUUCUUUCUUUUUUAUUCAAAGACACAAAAGCAAGCACAGUACAAAGAGAUUGGACUCUCGGAUGAGACUAAGCAGCUACCGUUCCGACGCGCCCCUGACCCUAUCUUGAUUCAAACCGAAAACCCUCUCUAAGGUGGAGCCUAGUUGAAGCUGUCAUUCAAAGAAUAAAUGGGAAUCCAAAUCCACUUUUAGGGAUAUAGAUGAAGUCUCGCUCAGUAAAGAGAGUUGUAGAUUCGUAGAAGAGGAUCAGAGUACGCGCGCUACAAAAGGCAGCUAGCCAAUGAAAGUAAGUGGAAAGAAUAUAGUACUUUUGUACUGACCCCUCCGGGGCCCCCGGUUGUUUUGGCGCGCCCUACCCCAACGUUAGACUAUUGCCUUUUUAGCCUACGCUUGCUGCUUGCAGCAUGGAUUCGAUAGAUCUAUCGAAUCCAUGCUUCCCCCGCCCCGAAGCGAGACUCUAUCCAGAUCUCAAAGAAUAACGAGCUAGGCGGCCGGCGGGCAAAGAAAGGGGGCGGGGCGUUUACUUGAAAAUGACAACCGCCUGUUCCAGCAGCGGGGGCCUUGCACGAAAGCAAACCUACGAUUAAGUAGCAGUUGCUUUCGCUGAUGGGCCCAGUGAGGGGGGCAUUGUCCCUCAGUUCUUACCAACCUCAGGUGUGUACAUCUAACUUAUUAUCUUCUUUUUUCAUGCAAGCCUGACCUCAGCUGUCCAUUUCUUAUUCAUUCAGGGCGCCCCUAGUGGACUUGGCGGUGCUCCUUUCUCAAACCAGAACAACUCUGAACGUUAGGGAAAAUAAGGGAAGACCACCUGAGCGAACCGACCGAAGGGACUUUACUUAUCCGAACCGAACGUUAGCGGCUUAAGCUAAGCCUAUCACGAGCUGCGUUGCUGCUUGAUCGGCGGGGAGGAAGAUCUCAAAGUAUGGGGCAAAGGAUCAAGCGCUUUGACUUUGCUUUGUCCCCCGGGAUCCACCACAUGUUGGGUUUGAGAGCCGUGUGAUGGGUGACUAUCUAGCACGGUUCAGAGAGCACAUGUAUGUAGUCUGCGCUAGUGAAUGGAAGCCCCCGCCGCAAAAAAGAAGCGGCUCUUCCCACGGCUCUGUCACCAUUGACUCUAUUUAUUAUUAUGGUAAAUCAUUGUAUCAAGAUGUCAAUCUUAGAUCUUAUUUUAGUUCGAUACGUCCACCUACGAAACUCGCCCUUGGCUUUCGUCUCGGUAGGUGUAUUAUUCUACAUUUUCCCAAAAGGACAUUCAUUCAUUUCUUUCUUCCCGGGCGAUCACCACGACUAAAACGAAAACAAGACAAGAAAUCAAGACCCGUACUACAGGAAAAGGGCUGGUGGCCGACAUUUGGGAAAGUCGGGCCGAUCGGGUGUCUUCAUUCAAGCGAGGGUACAGAGGAAGAACGAAACGAAGUGAGAGGCCAGGGGGCAGGGAAAAGAGUCGAGUCGAUCGACCGGGAGAAGCAAAACGAAAUCCGGAUUUGGCCGAAAAAGAUGCAACGUUAUGGAUACCAUGACCGAUCACCAUCGAGAAAGAAGAAUUUGGAUAAAUCACUUCGGGUGAGCGGGGCCUUCAAGCGGCCUCAAUACGCCGGGGUUGUAAAUGACAUACCUUUCCUUAUGGGAAAUGCCGCCUCCUUACUAAAAAGGAAUAGAAUCCAGUUAUUUUUACCAAAGAAGUCCCGCUCUGACGGCCCGACGAGUCAUCUACUAAAAAGGACCCUCCCCGCUGUGCGCCCCUCCUUGAAUUAUUCGGUCAUGCAAUACUUUUUUAAUACUAAGAAUAAAAUGCAUUUCGACCCCGUCCUAGUUCUCAAUCAUUUCGUGGCACCGGGUGUGGCUGAACCAUCUACGAUGGGGGGAGCGAAGGGAGGAAGCUUAGAUAAGAGAAUACGCUCUCGCAUCGCUUUUUUUUUAGAAAGCUCUACCAGCGAUAAAAAGUGUUUGGCCCGAGCCAAAAAGAGGUUGAUCCACUUCAUUCGCCAAGCGAAUGAUCUUCGCUUCGCGGGAACAACAAAAACCACCAUAUCGCUCUUUCCUUUCUUCGGUGCUACCUUCUUUUUUCCAAGGGAUGGGGUUGGGGUGUAUAAUAACCCUUUUUUUGAGUAUGCCCGGAAACAACUCCUAGCUCAAUUUAGGAUCAAAUGUAGGAACCUCAUGGGUAAGGAUAAGGUAAUGGAAUUGAUAGAGAAAUUCAUAGACCUAGGUAGGAUAGGAAAAUUGAUAAAGGGAAUAGAGAUGAUGAUAGAGAUCAUACCGAGAAAGAGGAUAAUUCCGUACGGGUACAACUCUGAUUUGAACGAAGUGCUAAAAAUGCGAUCUUUUUUGUCUAAUAGAACAAACACUAAUACCUUAAUUGAGUCGGUAAAGAUCAAAUCUGUUUAUCAAAGUGCUUCUCUGAUUGCUCAAGACAUCUCUUUUCAACUGAGGAACAAUCCAAUCUCAUUUCGUUCCAUUUUUAGUAAAAUAGUGAAGGAUAUUCCAUUAAUAAUGCCAAAAGGGGUGGAGGGGAUACGUAUUUGUUGUUCUGGUCGAUUAGGGGGUGCGGAAAUAGCUAGAACUGAAUGCGGAAAGUAUGGAAAAACAUCUUGUAAUGUAUUUAACCAGAAAAUCGAUUAUGCUCCUGCGGAAGUAUCUACUCGUAACGGAAUUUCAGGUGUCAAAGUGCGGAUCUCAUAUAGUCAAAAUAAGAAGGGACGUGCUAUAUCCGAAACGUACGAAAUAUAGUAAAUAUUUUAAAUGCAGAUGUAGUAGGGGUCGCGAACCGGAUGGUACACAACUUGGUUUUGGAAGAUAUGGCACCAAAAGUUGUAGAGCUGGUCGUCUUUCAUAUCGAGCCAUUGAAGCAGCGCGUCGGGCUACAAUCGGACAAUUCCAUCGUGCUAUGAGCGGACAAUUCCGAAGAAAUUGUAAGAUAUGGGUAAGAGUUCUCGCAGAUCUUCCUAUUACGGGGAAACCCGCAGAAGUUCGAAUGGGAAGAGGAAAAGGAAAUCCGACGGGUUGGAUUGCUCGUGUGUCCACGGGACAAAUCCCAUUUGAAAUGGAUGGUGUGAGUUUGUCAAAUGCUCGACAAGCCGCUAGAUUAGCGGCGCAUAAACCAUGUUCGUCAACCAAGUUUGUUCAGUGGUCGUAACGUAAUUGGUUAGUGGGGAAAAACCGGGCCGGGACUCAAAAGAAUUUGGCGAAGUGUUUGUUCCUGAACGAGGGAAGUGGAAAGACAAAGAGGGAUAGGGAGCUCGCCUCCUUCUUUUUUGUAAUCGCCGAAAUUGUACGACGACCCUUCUUGUUCCAGGCAUACGACCCUGAGACGUGACGGUGUCACUUUUCUGGCCCGGUAAAGUGACAGUUAUAUAAAUAAGAAUAAGAAAGAGAAGCGUGAUGUUGUCGUGUUGUCAGCAAUCAAAUUCUCGUAAAUAGAUAGUACGGUUGCGUUGUUUCAAUUUCUGUUCGUACUCUGAUUGCUGUGGCUGCAGCUCGAUCUUGGCAAAUCUCUCAAAUGGAUGUAAAAAAUGCUUUCCUUCAUGGUGAUCUACAUGAGUUUUUUCUAUAUGCAGCCACCUCUGGGUAUUGAAGUUC